Messenger RNA from Symbiodinium sp. CCMP2592, 2919 nucleotides. The record is from the annotation of a GenBank genome assembly. NCBI's taxonomy places the organism in Eukaryota, Dinophyceae, Suessiales, Symbiodiniaceae.
AUGGGGCGGUGUGCCUGGCUCCUCAUCGCCUUGACUCGACAGGCUUGGGCUGGCGUGUGGAGUUCGUCGCCAGCGCCGUGUCAUGACGACGAGUCCUGCAAGGCACGCUUGGACACCAUCACGUCCAAGCUGGAUGAGCUCAGAGACGAAAUGAGAGGCAAGCACCUCACUCUGCAAGCUUUGGAAGAGAUCCGCGGCGGGAUCCUUUCAGGGAGACGUGUGGAGCUACCGUCAGCGCAGCGGCAGCACCUGGAGAAGGGGAGCCCGCUGAUCAGCGAAGUGACCUUCGAUGCCAGGCACCGCCCCGUCUCGACGAACGUCAGCAGACACUUUCAGUCGCAGCGCGUGAUUGCACCGAACCUAGACGUGCGACACCAUGCGUUUCUCACGCUGAAGCGCUCCACCCCUGGUGCGGCAAAGACCUCCGUUCCGGCUCUCCUGGUGAUUGUGGACGCAGAGUCCAAGCUGUCGAUCUAUUCGCUGGACAAUGAGCCCCUUCUAGACAAGUUCGAUUUGGGGCACGGCGCCGGACGAAGUAUCGUACAGCUCGAGAUGUCUCCGACCCAGGAGAACCACUUCAUCGUCACCGUGGAUGAUGAUGGCAACAUCAGGGUGCACAACAUCAAGAUCGUCGCCAAGAAGCAGAAAGCCGAGGGUGGGAAGGACAAAGACGAGGCAGAGGAGGAGCCCAAGGCGAAGGGGAAGGAUCCCAAGGAGGCUAGAACUCUCAAUGUCACAGCCAGUCUGGCCUCGAGCUUCACGCUGUCACCAGGGGCGCUGGAGGAGGCCCGGAAGCUAACCGUCGUCCUCCCAAUCGAGCGGGGCUCUCAGACUUUCUUUGUGGCUGGAGAUUCCUUGGGUGGACUGUCUGUCUUCUUCCGGAAUGGCACCAUGCGCGGCCGCGUGCGCGUCACCGAAGAUCCGGGCGGUGUCAAGGGCCUCGUGCGAGGGCAGGGUCAGCAGCAAGUGCUGUUCUACAGCUCCCACGCUUUCGGCUUUUUCUCUCCGAGCCAGGUCGACCUACAGUACGCGCCUUGCACGGGCUGGAACUCGCCGCUCGUGGAUCUGGCCAUGGAGCCGGGAUACUCGACUGGCCGGGUGCUCCUGGCCCUGCAGGAUGGGGAUGUGCUCGUGUACGCCACCACCCGGGGCAAGAGCAAGGCAUGCGACCUGGCGCUGAAGUUUCCGCACGUCUCAGUGCUGCCGUUUAAACUCCACAGCUUCCGAGGUCACGUUAUGGCCUUACCGACCCCGCCGGAUGACAUGGAGAAGAAGGACGAGUAUGUCAGGGAGAUCUUCUUCUUCAAUGUGGCCGCCAUGGAAAACGGCUACGGCUCGUCGCCGUCGCGAGCCAUCACCCUUCAGGCCUCCUUCAAGCCCAAGCAGCCGGAGAACUUAGCCCUGCUGGGCCAGCCGACGGCCGGCGCCGGUGCACAGGGAGGAGGAGGUGACAAGGCCAAGUCCCAGAUCGCCAUCCGCUUCAAAGAUAUGCGUGGUGUCGAGGUCUUUGACUUGACUCUGAGAACGCCGCCGCCGCCCAAAGCUGCGCAAGCAGAAGGAGGUGGCAGCUCCAACGGGUGGGAUUUUUCGAGCAUCAUGAGCUGGUUUCCCAAGAUCGGUGUCUUCGGCAUCGCACUGAUUGGCGUGAUCUUCUGGAACAUCAAGAAGGUCACAGGAGGGGGAGGCGGCGGUGGAGGCGCCACUGACCUGCCUACCGAUGACUUCGACGAAGAGCUCUUCAAAGAGAAGCUUCGAGAACGCCGAGCCAAGCCUGGCUCAACCACCGGCGUCGUGCCCGUGAAAAUCGAGGUGUCAGGUAGCAGACUUACUUCCGCACUUCAGUCCACCAUGUCUUGCAAGUGCUACGCCGCCUUGGUGCCUGCGGGCCCCCUGGUCCCUCACACGAUCGAGCGCCGUGCUGUGGGCCCUGACGAUGUUGCCAUUGACAUCAAGUACGCCGGCAUCUGCCACUCAGACGUGCACCAGGCCCGUGAGGAAUGGGGCAGCGCCAUCUUCCCGAUGGUGCCUGGCCACGAGAUCGGUGGCUUCGUCACUGCUGUGGGCCCCAACGUCACCAGCUUCAAGGUGGGUGACAAGGUCGGCGUUGGCUGCAUGGUGGACAGCUGCCGUGAAUGCCAGUCCUGCAAGGAGGGUGAUGAGAACUACUGCGCCACGGGUGCCGUCAUGACCUACAACGGCAAGUACAAGUACAAGCACUGCCUGGAGUACACCGAGGACGGCGGCAAGCCCACCUAUGGUGGCUACGCUCAGAGCAUCGUGGUCGACAAGAACUACGUGUGCCGGAUCCCCGACAACCUGGAUCUUGCUGGUGCCACGCCCCUGCUGUGUGCAGGCAUCACCGUCUACUCGCCGAUGGCUUACAACGGUCUCAAGGCAGGUCAGAAGCUGGGUGUGGCUGGCCUCGGUGGUUUGGGCGCCAUGGCAGUGAUGAUCGGCAAGGCCUGGGGCUGUGAGGUCACGGUCCUGUCGCGCAGCGAGGGCAAGCGCGACGAGGCCAUGAAGGAGCUGAAGGCGGACAAGUUCGUCGUGAUGUCCAACGACUCGGACGUGGAGGCGGCUGCUAGCUCCCUCGACAUGAUCAUCGAUACCAUCGCAGCCAAGCAUGACAUCCCGACAUACCUCAGCUUCUUGAGGCAGAACGGCAAGUUCGUAAUGGUUGGAGUGCCUGCAGAGCCGCUGGACUUCCAUGCCUUCUCCAUCAUCCCCAAGCGCAAGACGAUCACAGGCUCCCUCAUUGGCGGCAUUCGGGAGACGCAGGAGAUGCUGGACUUCUGCGGAAAGCACAACAUCAUCUGCCCCCACGAGCUCAUCAGCGGUGACAAGAUCAGUGAGUCCUACGACCGCGUGGUGAAGUCCGAUGUGAAGUACCGCUUCGUGAUUGACACCUCCACGUUCUGA